AUGCUCCAGCAAGUCUUCCAGCAGCAGGCGGAGGAGUGGGCGGCGGAGCGAGGCCAGGAGGCCCCCGGGCUUGUUCCCCGCUGUGACGAGCUGGGCGUGUUCCUGAAGUACGCCUACGCGUUGUCUGCUUACGCGAGUCUGUGCUUCGGAGCGGUCGGAGUUCACAAGUUGUAA
This is a messenger RNA of Aspergillus uvarum CBS 121591, 174 nucleotides long. RefSeq lists its product as uncharacterized. Bases 1 to 174 code for a protein of 57 amino acids. NCBI's taxonomy places the organism in Eukaryota, Fungi, Ascomycota, Eurotiomycetes, Eurotiales, Aspergillaceae. The transcript has 2 exons. The record is from RefSeq and is a predicted model, not a curated record.